Elaeis guineensis (African oil palm) is the source of this 541-nucleotide messenger RNA. The record is from RefSeq and is a predicted model, not a curated record. Lineage: Eukaryota; Viridiplantae; Streptophyta; Magnoliopsida; Arecales; Arecaceae.
GAGGUAAAAAUUGGGGAUCAGCUUCAGGAGUCAGGGGAAAAUGUUUUUGUUGGUGGCAAGAACCGCUGGAAGUAUUCAACAUUUGUCAAUUGGGAGCUUUGGUGGCCGCAGUUUCCUGUCUUGGUGUAUUUUAAAGAGACACAGACAAAACCUGAAGGACAAGUUCACUUUUUUCCAGUACUUUUUGUGAGUACCUUGAUCCGUGAAAAUGGAAAGCAGCUUUAUGAUGUCAUGUUGGAGCGUGCAGGCCCAACAGUAACUAGUGCGCCCAAAUAAUCUGCAAGGUCUGGUUCUAGUGACCUGAUCUAUCGGUUCAAGAAACCAAGCAAGCCUCGCAGUACACUUUGAUUUAUUUGUCCCAAUCAUAUACAAGAGUGCCUUUUGGAUGGGCUGGAUUUUAGGUUUCAAAUUCUUGGACUCUGUAAAUAUGAAGCUUAAUUAAGCCUGGUCUGGGUGGAAGCCAAUAAGCUGGGCAUAUUACCAAUAUAACAUUUGUUUACCAACCCUUGCUGAAAUGACUCAACUGUUACCAACCACCACU